Messenger RNA from Dichomitus squalens LYAD-421 SS1, 725 nucleotides. RefSeq names its product FeS cluster assembly scaffold IscU. Gene Ontology annotation, cellular component: cytoplasm; mitochondrial matrix. The record is from RefSeq and is a predicted model, not a curated record. NCBI's taxonomy places the organism in Eukaryota, Fungi, Basidiomycota, Agaricomycetes, Polyporales, Polyporaceae. Bases 38 to 595 code for a protein of 185 amino acids. The transcript has 4 exons. Gene Ontology annotation, molecular function: 2 iron, 2 sulfur cluster binding; ferrous iron binding. Gene Ontology annotation, biological process: iron-sulfur cluster assembly; intracellular iron ion homeostasis.
AGCUCACCUUUCCCUCUCACCGUCAUCACUACCAGCCAUGUUGCGCUCGUCGAUUACAAAAUCUCUCGUAAAUGUCACCCCCCGCGCGAGCAGGCUCGCUGUUAGGCCCGCCCUUGCUCGCGGCUACCACGAGAAAGUGAUCUCUCACUACGAGAAGCCCAGAAAUGUCGGUUCCCUCCCCAAGAACGACGUUGACGUUGGCACUGGCCUGGUCGGUGCUCCUGCGUGCGGCGAUGUCAUGAAGCUGCAGAUUCGUGUGGAUGAGAACGGGAUCAUCUCCGACGUCAAGUUCAAGACGUUUGGAUGCGGGAGCGCCAUCGCGUCGAGCUCGUAUAUGACCGAGCGGGUCAAGGGGCUGUCGCUCGAGGAGGCCGAGAAGAUCAAAAACACGGAGAUCGCGAAGGAGUUGUGCCUCCCCCCGGUCAAGCUCCACUGCUCGAUGCUUGCUGAGGACGCCAUCCGCUCUGCUAUCCGCGACUACAGGACCAAGCGAAGCAAGUUGGGCGACCCAAAGAAGCCCGGCUUCAUUGAUGUCUCUCAAAGUGCCGCGACUGGUCAUACCGUGGCCACAGCACACCCGCCUUCGUCCUCGUAAAUGCAUCGAGUAACGUCGUCGUCUUAGUGUAGUAGUCUUUGUUCAGCCUCUUCGUGUUCGCACCUCAGUGUAUUACUAUCCCUCGCAUGUCAUAUCGUAGCAUCCGCGCAUUAUACAGCCAUAUAAGAAA